CUCUUCCUUUCUUUUCAUUCAUCCAGUGAUUAGUUCUAUUCUCUGUUCAGUUUCCUUCGCAGAGAUUUGUUUAAGCAAUUAAUCAUAGGAGGCAACAACAAAAGGAACAAAGGCGGGGGGAAAAAGGAAUUUCUAGAAAUUAAAAGAAGAAAUUAUGGCUGAGGCAAUUGCUACCUCCACUGCAUCAAAUCUUGUGUCGAAACUAUGUGAGUACCUGAUUGCUCCCAUUGGACGCCAAUUUGGGUAUGUGCUGUGCUACAAGAGCUACCUUGAAGAUCUCAAAAAUGGAAUCAAGAAGCUGGAGACUGCGAACGAAAGGGUGCAACAUUCCGUCCAAGAAGCCAAGAAUAACGGAAAAUCUAUAGAAAAUGAUAUUAUGAUUUGGUUGGAGAGCGUGGAGGAUAAGGCUAAGGAAGUACGAAUCCUGUUAGAACAUGGUGAAAGUGCAAACAAUGCUUGCUUUGGUGGGUGCCUUCCCGACCCCUUGGUGCGCCAUCCAAUUGGUAGGAAGGUGAAGAAGAUAACUCCAGUCAUUCAAGGACUCCAUGAUGAAAGCACGAGUAGUAACUUCCAAAAGGUCUACUAUGAGAAUACUCCAAUAGGAAUUGUCCCUCCUACCACUUCCACUACAAGAUCUGUUGACAAGAAAGAAGAUGUCCUGGAGUCGAGGGCUUCAAUCACAAAGGAUGUAAUGAAGGCUAUAGCUGAUGACAAGGUUUAUGUGAUUGGGGUGUAUGGACCAGGUGGGGUUGGCAAGUCCAAGCUUUUGGAGGACAUCGAAAGGCGAGCAAAGGAAGAAAAGUUGUUCGGUGUGGUUGCCAUGGCAGAAGUAUCACGCAACCCAGAUCUAAGAAGAAUCCAGGGAGAAAUCGCUUAUGCAUUGGGUUUACAGAUAAUGAAUGAGGAAACUGCCCGUGGGAGAGCAGACCUUCUGCGCAAAAGGUUGGAGAGUGACUCUAAGAAAAAUAUUCUCAUAAUUUUAGAUAAUUUGUGGAAGAAAAUAGAGUUGAACGAAGUUGGAAUCCCUUGCGGAUACGACAAUAAAGUAAGAGGCUACAAGCUAUUGAUAACAUCUAGAAGACGAGAAGUUUUGCGCGCUGAUAUGGGCUCUGAUCGAGAAUUCCGACUCAAUGAGUUAGAGGAUGGAGAAGCACGAAGACUUUUUGAAAGGAUAGUGGGGGACAGAGUUAAUGAUCUUGAUAUUAAACCCUGGGUAGAUGGAGUAAUCAAGAAUUGUGGAGGCUUGCCACUUUUGAUUGAUUCGUUGGCAAAAAGGUUGAAAUACGGAGAUUUGGCUGCGUGGAGGAUUGCUUCGACCCAUAUGGACGUGUCAGAUGCAAAAUCAAUAGUAGAACUAAAUUACAAUGACUUAGAAGAUGAGAGAAUCCGAUCAUUGUUCUUGAUUUGUGCUCUAGACUCUGGGAGUAUUCUCAUGAGGUGUAUCCUUGCCUACUGUAUGGGUUUGGGUUUAUACAAAAAAAUUCAACAAGACCAUCGAAAAUGCAAAAGAGAUAGGUUGAUUAUGGAUUUACAUAGCCUACAGGACUCUUCUUUGUUAUUAGAUAGUGAUGACAUGAAAGAGCUUAGAAUGCAUGACAUAUUUGUGGACGUGGUGUUGACACCUGAUUUUUAA
Syzygium oleosum is the source of this 1633-nucleotide messenger RNA. RefSeq names its product probable disease resistance protein At4g27220. Gene Ontology annotation, molecular function: ADP binding. Bases 155 to 1633 code for a protein of 492 amino acids. The record is from RefSeq and is a predicted model, not a curated record. Lineage: Eukaryota; Viridiplantae; Streptophyta; Magnoliopsida; Myrtales; Myrtaceae. The transcript has a single exon.